AGCCAUGUCACCUGGUCUGUACGCUGCCUUUCAGAUAGGAAAUGCAUUGGGGAAACUGAGGCACGAGGUGGCAGGAAGUGGAGCCCCCAGCAGCCUGGAACGCCGGACGUCUACUGUCUGGCCCUGGGUGUCACAUCUGUCUCUGCAGCGGGAGGCGGAGAUUGUGGCAGGAAGUCUGUCAACUGGGAGGGGGAGAGGGGUCUGAUGGGCCAGGAAUGGGGUCCCCAGGUAUGGUGCUGGGCCUCCUGGUGCAGUUCUGGGCCCUGCAAGGAGCCUCAAGCCUGAGUGUGCAGCAGGGGCCCAACUCCCUGCAGGUGAGGCAGGGCAGUCAGGCCACCCUGGUCUGCCAGGUGGACCAGGCGCCGGCCUGGGAACGGCUCCGUGUUAGGUGGGCCAAGGAUGGGGCCAUCCUGUGCCAACCAUACAUCACCAACGGCAGCCUCAGCCUGGGGGUCUGCGGGCCCCAGGGACAGCUCUCCUGGCAGGCACCCAGCCAUCUCAUCCUGAAGCUGGACCCUGUGAGCCUCAACCACAGCGGGGUGUACGUGUGCUCGGCGGCCAUAGAGAUUCCUGAGUUGGAGGCGGCUGAGGGCAACGUAACAAGGCUCUUAGUGAACCCAGAUGACCCCACACAGAACAGAAACCCGACCUCAAGCUUCCCAGGACUCCUCUUCGUGCUGCUGGGGGUGGGAAGCGUGGGUGUGGCGAUCAUGCUGGGCGCCUGGUUCAGGGGCCGCCGCUGCUGCCAGCAAAGGGAUUCAGGUAACAGCCCAGGAAAUGCAUUCUAUAGCAAUGUCCUAUACCGGCCCCGGGGGGCUCCAAAGAAGACUGAGGACUGCUCUGGAGAGGCGAAGGACCAGAGAGGCCAGAGCAUUUAUUCAACCUCAUUCCCGCAGCCGGUCACCUGCCAGCCGCACCUGGCUCCCAGACCCUGCCCCAGCCCCAGGCCCGGCCACCCCAUUUCUAUGGUCAGGGUCUUUCCUAGCCCAGGCCCCACCCAGCAGCCGAGGCCAAGAGGGUUCCCCAAAGUGGGAGAGGAGUAAGAGAUCCCAGGCGACCUCGACGGGACCCCACCCAUAGGUACACACAAAAAAGGGGGAUCGAGGCCAGGCACGGUGGCUCACGCCUGUAAUCCCAGCAGUUUGGGAAGCUGAGGCGGGUGGAACAGUUGAGGUCAGGGGUUUGAGACCAGCCUGGCUUGAACCUGAGAGGCAGAGGUUGCAGUGAGCUGAGAUUGCGCUACUGCACUCCAGCUUGGGCCUCAGAGUGAGACUCCAUCUCAAAAAAUAAAAAUAAAAAAAAUAAGACGCGGGAGGAUUGGGAGCCCGACAGCCCCAUCCUGAGACCCCGUCCUCAUUUCUAUGAUGAUGGAUCUCGCUCCCACUUUUCCCCCCAAGAACGCUUAAUAAAAGCUUGUGAAGAAAAAGCAAA
Molecule: messenger RNA, 1431 nt
Organism: Cercocebus atys (sooty mangabey)
Lineage: Eukaryota; Metazoa; Chordata; Mammalia; Primates; Cercopithecidae
Gene: TMIGD2
Product: transmembrane and immunoglobulin domain containing 2
Exons: 5
Coding region: 216-1043 (275 amino acids)
Biological process (GO): B cell receptor signaling pathway; B cell differentiation
Cellular component (GO): B cell receptor complex; external side of plasma membrane
Source: RefSeq, a predicted model, not a curated record